CACAAAUCCCAGCCACUCUUUGUUUCUGGAGGAGAUGAUUAUAAGAUCAAGGUUUGGAAUUACAAGCUGCACAGGUGUUUGUUUACGCUUCUUGGACAUCUUGAUUAUAUCCGAACCGUUCAAUUUCACCAUGAGUACCCCUGGAUCAUUAGUGCAAGUGACGAUCAAACAAUCCGGAUAUGGAAUUGGCAAUCCCGCACUUGCAUUUCUGUCUUAACGGGACACAACCAUUAUGUGAUGUGUGCCUUAUUUCAUCCCAAAGAAGACUUGGUUGUUUCAGCAUCUUUGGAUCAAACUAUUCGAGUUUGGGACAUUGGAGCAUUGAGGAAGAAAACUGUUUCUCCAGCUGAUGACAUCCUGCGAUUGAGUCAGAUGAACUCUGAUUUCUUUGGUGGUGUAGAUGCUGUUGUGAAGUAUGUCUUGGAAGGCCAUGAUCGCGGGGUUAACUGGGCUUCAUUCCAUCCCACACUCCCUUUGAUUGUCUCUGGAGCAGAUGAUCGUCAAGUGAAAAUUUGGCGCAUGAAUGGUACACGCG
Olea europaea var. sylvestris is the source of this 535-nucleotide messenger RNA. RefSeq names its product coatomer subunit alpha-1-like. The annotation marks the transcript as partial. The record is from RefSeq and is a predicted model, not a curated record. Gene Ontology annotation, cellular component: COPI vesicle coat. The transcript is spliced from 2 exons. Gene Ontology annotation, biological process: intracellular protein transport; endoplasmic reticulum to Golgi vesicle-mediated transport; retrograde vesicle-mediated transport, Golgi to endoplasmic reticulum. Lineage: Eukaryota; Viridiplantae; Streptophyta; Magnoliopsida; Lamiales; Oleaceae. Gene Ontology annotation, molecular function: protein binding.